AUGGCUUAUUCUAGUAGAUUUGAAGGUGAGUUCAGUUGUGAAGACAUGAUUGAAGAAGAGCUUGAUGCAUCAUCCAAGCUACUUCACACCAAGUGGGAAGAAGCGCGCUUAAUAAUAGACAACCAAGAGAAAACCAUAAGUGUUCUUCAGAUGGAAACAAGGAAGUUGGCAUCAAUCAUCACAGUUGUAGAAAAAGAGAAUUCAAAAGGUGGUGUCACCAACAAGGGUAAAAAAGGUCUUAUGAAGAAGGUCAUAUCUAAGGAAGACAUCAGGGGUUUACAAGGUCUCAAGAUUGACAAAGAAAAUACUAAUAAAGAGGAAAGACUAACCAAGAUAUCAGACAAGAUGUCUCAACAUCUUACUCAAGAUUCUGAACUAUCUCAUGAGCAUUAUGUCAUUAAAGGGAAGACUGAUGAUCAGGCUAGAUGUCCUCCCAUUUUUGAACAAUCUACAAUGAUUUGGAAGAAGAAGAUAUAA
Vicia faba (fava bean) is the source of this 477-nucleotide messenger RNA. NCBI's taxonomy places the organism in Eukaryota, Viridiplantae, Streptophyta, Magnoliopsida, Fabales, Fabaceae. The record is from the annotation of a GenBank genome assembly.